Messenger RNA from Mya arenaria, 1382 nucleotides. RefSeq lists its product as uncharacterized. The transcript has 4 exons. The coding region runs from base 40 to 450 and encodes 136 amino acids. The record is from RefSeq and is a predicted model, not a curated record. Lineage: Eukaryota; Metazoa; Mollusca; Bivalvia; Myida; Myidae.
UAAAAAUGAUAAUACCAGUUAUGCAGAUAAAACUGUUGUAUGCUCCCUUUCAAGAUGGCGGAAGAUGCGGAAAUGAAAACUCCUUCUUCAGUGAACACUGAAGAGGCAGAUGAUCUGACCACAGCAACAGUUAAGAUGGAGAUUCCAGGCUUCCAAGUUCAGUCAGGGAUCUUUGCCAAACCAAAGCCGAAGGCUGGCAAGUCAAAUGCAGAUGUGAAAUAUGAGUCCAUGAGUUUGGAACUAUCAGCUGAUGUGACUGCAGGCAGCAAGACCACCAAGUAUUUCUACAAGGUGAACAAACUACCUGGAGAGAUAGACCCUGAUAAGUCCACAGUUGAGUACAAGAAGGGGAUGAUAAUACUGAAGAUGGUAAAGCGUGACCUGACUUCGUGGGCGGUGAUGCUGAGAAACGGGCUUGACCAAGCCCCGGAUGACAGUCCUGAAAACUGACCAAUUGGAGUCAUCACAUUUGUAUUUAGUCUUGAUUACCUUGAAAUCACAAUACAGGAAACAUGAUGAUCUGUAUUAUUGUUAUUUUUAAUAGAGCUAAUUAUUUUAUAUUUGACUGAUAUGUUUCAGUAGUCUUUUUUUUAAAUAUUCUAUACUUUCUGAAUCAAUUGUUGAUGUUUAUUACUGAGUUUAUCUAAUAAAUUUUGAUAUUUUAUAACCCUCAAAAUUAUUGUAAAAUGUUAAAAGUGAAAUGUAAACAGUACGGAUUAAGACAUAUGGAUUAAUUAAUGCUUUCUCUUGAACAUGUUUUUAAGCUUAUAUUCUUUAGAAAACACUAGCAAUAAUCCAUUUCAAACACAUAUUUAAGAUCAAAUUGUCAGUUACUUGUUAAAGAAAUACAGUUACUCAACAUAGUAAGUUUCUUUUUUUCUCAUAUCAAUUUCCGAGUUAAAUUACCUGUGUGAUUUUACAAUAUGUGCAAUGUAUAUUACUUGUUUGUGUUUAGUAAUAAUAAUCUUUCAUUUUUUUCAGCUCGAGUGUGUAUAGGUUAGGUUGAACAAUCAACACAUCUUUUUUUAUAGACAUUUUAUUGACUAAUUACCUUUGUUUAUUCUAUCAUAAGUUGAAAUGGUGUGGUACUGUUACUGCUGAAUGUCUAUAUCAAGGUAGCUUUGUAUUUUAUGUGUCUUUUAUUCACAUCAUUAUGUCUGUCUUCUUUAUUGAUUAGCAGAUUUAUAUUUGCUUACACAUGAUUCGUUCAACUUGAUAAAAUGUUAAGUGUUCUUCUCUCAAAGGAGACAACUCAAGUAUUGGAAUCCAUUGUUAUAUUCGAGUAGUUUACCCUUAUCAAUUGCCCUUUCUGUAUUAAAUUGUUAGCAGUGUAUAUGAUUUUAUACUAUUAUAUCAAUUUUAUCAAUAAAAAAAUCAACGAG